Messenger RNA from Macrosiphum euphorbiae (potato aphid), 228 nucleotides. The record is from the annotation of a GenBank genome assembly. Lineage: Eukaryota; Metazoa; Arthropoda; Insecta; Hemiptera; Aphididae.
AUGGCUUCGUCGAUUGCGGUGCAGGUGUCGCGGGCCGUCGCCGUCUUGGCGCUGUUGCGGUCGAGGUCCGCGCUCGGAAGUCCGCACGGAAAUCUGUCGCCUCACGUUUACGCCACUGACGACGCAGUGACGCGCAGUCCCGGCGGCUUGCCCAACGCCACUACCGCCGACGUCAGGACGGACCACGCGAGACACAGCAGCUAUAAUGAUGCCUUCUCGGUGGACUAG